CCCCCGUAGCCCUUUUUUGACUGUUUUGUCUCUUCUUUCUCUCUCCUCUGUCUUCUCCUUUUCUCUCUCUUUCUUUCUACUGAAACUUCAAUAGAUCAUGUGAACCAGCCCCCAACCAGCUACCUUCCUUCUUUCUCUCUCCUCCAUUCUUUCCAACACAGAAGAACAGUAGCUUUUAUUUUAUUUUAUUUUUAUUUUUCUUCAAAAUUUGAGUUUCUGGAGAAAUACUGAAAAUGAAGUCAUCGUUUGGGAAGUUGAAGAGAUUCGCAUUCCAGAAACAUGAUGGUAAAGAGAGGAAAGAGUUUCAACCUCCUCCUAAACUCGAUCAUCUUGCUCUUGCUUCUCAGGAGAUGCAAGAUAUGAGGAAUUGUUAUGAUAGUUUGCUUUCAGUUGCUGCUGCUACUGCAAAUGCUGCUUAUGAAUUCUCCGAGUCUCUGCACGAAAUGAGUGGCUGUCUACAGGAGAAAGCAGAACUGUACAAGGAUGAUGAGAGUAAAAAGAUCUUCAUGAUGCUGGGAAAGGUUCAAUUUGAACUUCAUAAACUUGUCGACUUUUAUCGCUCCCAUAUAUUCCUGACAAUUACAAAGCCAUCAGACUCUCUUCUUGUUGAACUUCAUACUGUGCAGGAGAUGAAAGAGCAGUGUGAUGAGAAGAGAAGCGUAUACGAAUAUAUGAUGGACCAGCAUAGGGAAAAAGGGCGGUCGAAAAGUGGAAAAGGAGAAGGUUUUUCUUUGGAGCAGUUGCAACAAGCUCACAAUGAAUAUGAAGAGGAGGCGACGCUAUGCCUUUUCCGGUUAAAGUCUUUAAAACAAGGACAGUCUCGGAGUCUCUUGACACAAGCAGCUCGUCAUCAUACAGCUCAGUUGAAUUUCUUCAGAAAGGGACUAAAGUCACUUGAGGCAGUUGACCCACAUGUGAAGCUUAUUACAGAAAAGCAACAUAUAGAUUAUCAGCUUAGUGGGCUUGAUGAGGGUGGUGAUGGGGAGGACGAGGGAGAAAACAGCUAUAAUUCUAAAGAAAAUGGGGAAUUAAGCUUUGACCAUCGGCAACAUAAGGUAGGAACUGAAGCUGCUGCAACAUCAAGGAACUCAAUGGAGUUGGACCAGGAAGACCAAUAUUUUCCCAAAGCUUCAACCGUGGACAGUACAGAGUUCAGUUUGGAGAAAGUCCAUGGUGAUUCGCAGAUGCUAGAAAGUGAACCGAGGAUAAGCAGCUACAGUCACUCUGCACCUAUUAUUCCGGAGAAAAAGUUUGAUCCAGCUGAGAGAGCGAGGCGCAUGCGUCCAUCCCUAACACAAAAGUUUCACACUUAUGUAUUGCCUACACCUUCUGAUGCAAAGAGUUCCAGUUCUUCAAGAACAAGUUCAGCUCCGCGUACAAGGCCGGCAAGCAUCAAUGCACACAAUAUUUGGCAUUCAUCUCCUUUGGAUACACCAAUAAACAAGAGAGAUUCAAAAGACAAUAACCAAUCAACAUCUUUCUGUAAAGCACCCUCGUUAAAUGAUGGUAGGGAUUCUAGCCAAGACAACCAAGCCACCACACUUCUGCCCCCUUCUUCGGCUGAUGGGCAUUCAUUUCAACAGAGUGACUCAGUUGAUGCAUCUGAUCAUAAAAAACUAAAAAGACAAUCUUUCUCCGGUCCUUUAACCAGUAAUUCUCGUUCUGCGAAACCUGGUUUCUCUGCAAGUGGCCCCAUUAUUUCAUCAAAGCUUCCCCCCCUGCGUGCCUCUGGCCCCAUGCUACCUCAGCCUUCAUCUCCAAAGACAUCCUCUCGUCAUUCUCCUCCAUCCGUAUCACCGCCCAAGAUAAGUGAGCUGCAUGAACUUCCUAGGCCUCCAGGUAUUGUAUCCAGCAAACCUACAACAUCCUCCGCUUCAAGUGGUCUUUCAGGUCCAUUAGGCUCGAAGAACUCAGACUUUCCUGUAGAAAAUAAAAGCAUCUCUACUGCCUCCAAUACAGCAUCUCCCUUGCCAAUUCCCCCAUUGACUGUUCCAAGAAGUUUCUCCAUACCUUCUAGCCACUAUAGAGCGAAGGCAUUAAAUGUGACAAAGCUUCUGGAGUCUCCCCAACUUCAUGAAAAGGACAUUUCUUCUCCUCCGCUGACGCCCAUGUCUUUUGCUAAUGCAAAUGCAGUUUUAGCAUCUCCUAGAGCUGGGAAUCAGUCUAGUGGAACAUAAAGGUGAAAGAAAUUUUACGAAGUUUGGUGUGCAUGACAAAAGGUACUAAUUUCUCUGCCUCUUGUGAUGGGCGCGGCUUUGUUGUAAAUACUGUUAGGUUCCCCGUCUUGUGUAGGCACAUAAAUUGCAAUUUUGUUUCUCAGCUGUAGCCUCUGGAAAUUCCCGUCUGUGGCAAUUGUAUGUAAUAGUUGUAACUUGUAACAUUUAGCCGUUUCUUUUUAAGUCAAUAAUAUUUUCUUUUCCUUGA
This is a messenger RNA of Beta vulgaris subsp. vulgaris (sugar beet), 2424 nucleotides long. RefSeq lists its product as hypothetical. Lineage: Eukaryota; Viridiplantae; Streptophyta; Magnoliopsida; Caryophyllales; Amaranthaceae. The record is from RefSeq and is a predicted model, not a curated record. The transcript is spliced from 11 exons. The coding region runs from base 234 to 2177 and encodes 647 amino acids.